AUGGUUUCUGUUGCUUCAUUGGCUAAUACUUCACAGCAUCACGUAAUUUUCGAAUACAUAGAAAAGUUGAAAAAUGAUUGCAAUGGUUGGAAGAACUGCAUCGAAAAAAUUAUUAGCGGCUGUGAUCCGGAAGAACACUUCAUGCUUCUACAGGUAAUUGAAACAUAUUUGACAGUGCGCUAUGCGGAUAAUGACCAAGACCAGGAUAUUAUCCGAAGAUGGAUGCAUGGCUGGUUGCAACACUUAAGUUCGCCUGGGAGUCAACCAUCAUAUUUAGUGAACAAAAUGGCUCAACUUUUUGCGUUGGUUUUUGCUGCCGAUUUUCCAAAUCGUUGGCCUAAUUUCAUGGAAGAGGCAAGUUUCUUUUAA
This is a messenger RNA of Acanthocheilonema viteae, 369 nucleotides long. The record is from the annotation of a GenBank genome assembly. Lineage: Eukaryota; Metazoa; Nematoda; Chromadorea; Rhabditida; Onchocercidae.